Molecule: messenger RNA, 939 nt
Organism: Ochotona curzoniae (black-lipped pika)
Lineage: Eukaryota; Metazoa; Chordata; Mammalia; Lagomorpha; Ochotonidae
Product: olfactory receptor 52A1-like
Exons: 1
Coding region: 1-939 (312 amino acids)
Biological process (GO): G protein-coupled receptor signaling pathway
Cellular component (GO): membrane
Molecular function (GO): G protein-coupled receptor activity; olfactory receptor activity
Source: RefSeq, a predicted model, not a curated record
AUGCCGCUGUCCAAUAUCACAGCCUUCACGCCUUCUGUGCUGACACUCAUUGGAAUUCCGGGAUUAGAGUCUGUGCAGUGCUGGAUUGGGAUUCCAUUCUGUGCCAUGUAUAUUAUUGCAAUGAUUGGAAAUGUGUUGCUUCUUGUUGUUAUCAAGUUAGAACGCAGCCUCCAUGAGCCCAUGUACAUUUUUUUAGGCAUGCUUGGAGCCACAGAUAUUGCACUUGCCAGCUGUAUUAUGCCCAAGAUGCUUGGAAUCUUCUGGUUUCAUUUGCACGACAUUUAUUUUGAUUCCUGCUUGCUGCAAAUGUGUCUUAUUCACGGGUUUCAAUGUGUGGAAUCGGGCAUCCUGCUGGCAAUGGCCCUGGACCGUUACGUGGCCAUCUGCUACCCACUAAGGCACAGCACCAUCUUCACCCACAAGCUUGUCAGUCAGGUAGGAGCUUUGGUAAUAGUCAGGGCUGCCAUUUUUGUUUUCCCGGGCCCACUACUGAUAAAGUACCGGUUUCAGUUUUACUAUACCACUGUCAUUGCCCAUUCCUACUGUGAGCAUAUGGCCGUUGUGAAACUAGCUGCAGGAGACAUCAGUGUGAACAAGAUUUAUGGCUUGCUUGUAGCCUUCAGUGUGACUAUAUUUGACCUCACAUUCAUCACUUUGUCCUACGUACAGAUAUUCAUCACGGUUUUUUGUCUGCCUGAGAAGGAGGCUAGAUCAAAGGCAUUCGGUACCUGCAUUGCUCACAUAUGUGUCUUCCUCCAGUUCUACAUUCUUGGCUUCUUCUCCUUCUUCACCCAUAGGUUUGGUUCUCACAUCCCCCCUUACAUCCAUAUCUUGUUUUCCAGCAUUUACAUGCUGGUACCUCCAUUUCUAAACCCACUUGUCUAUGGUGUAAAGACUAAGCAGAUUCGUGUUUAUGUUGUAAAAAUGUGUUGUCCAUAA